UCUGCGCAGGGCAUGAUAUCUGUAAGUGAGAUCUGUUUCGCUGUCUUUUAACUCUCGAUCAUCGUCACACAUGGACGGGCUGCAUAUUUUUCUGGUCGUUUACUUAGGAGUUGUUUCUUGCAGUCAUGAUUUAGUUUCUGGAUCCAUGUUGAAGGUGAGAGUCAGACCAGGAGACAACAUCACUCUCUACUGUGACUGCAAAUUAUCAUUAGGAGUAUACAUAGUGUGGUACAGGAACUGCUCUCAUGAGAAUCAGCCUUCUCUUAUCCUUGAAGUACAAAAUUCAUUCCAGGAGAACACUGCCACUUGUGGUCUUCAGAAGAUUCCCCCUCGUUUCCAAUUCGUGAGAAACUUUUCUUCUAACUCCUAUGACCUGCUGAUCACGAACAUCACUGAUUCUGAUGAGGGCCUCUACUUCUGUGGAACUAAGCAGACAAGAGUGGAGGAUAAAGAAUACAUUACUCAUAAAUAUGUUUACAGAUAUGGCAACGUCACAACAAAGAUCAUAUUGGAUUCAGACUCCUGUGUGCCUCAGCAUGAGACUCCACUCAUGCAAGACUGUGGUGUGUGCUGGACGCUGCUGUUCUCUCUGUGUCCAGCUUUCGCUGUUCUCUCCUCUCUCCUCUCCGGUUUUCUGGGUUAUCACCUCUGUCAGAAAAAAGCUAAAGAACCUGAAGCUGAUCAGCAAAGACCUCAAACAAGACUGAAUCAGGAUGAAGAUGUGUGUUAUGCUGCAGUGGAAAUCCGUCAAGUGUCACAGAGACCAAAGAAGAAGAAAACCCAGAGUUCUGACUUCUGCACAUAUUCUGCCAUCAAUACAUCUAGGAUGUAGAGAGCCUAAAGAACAGAAAAGAACAAACAUAAUACAUUGUGUAAUGAUGAUUAAUGAUGAAUUGUAUAAUUAAUUCGGGAUAAGUAUAGACAAUUCUGUUACUUAUCGCA
Molecule: messenger RNA, 942 nt
Organism: Sander lucioperca (pikeperch)
Lineage: Eukaryota; Metazoa; Chordata; Actinopteri; Perciformes; Percidae
Exons: 5
Coding region: 71-832 (253 amino acids)
Source: RefSeq, a predicted model, not a curated record